AUCAAAAAGACUACGGAAGAAAAUGAGGAAGUAGCCUACAUCUCUAAAUAGUCGACAAACCCAGGAAUUGACAUGCCAUAUUUCCCGGACUGGAAACAUUACAGCCAUUAUAGUUGAAUUAAGGACCAUGUCAUCCCGCGAGGGAGGAGGAGGAGGCGGGGCCGAGGCUGCUAAACCCGUGGCCAUGGCAACACAAAUGUCGAUGGCCGGUCACUGCGACAAAGACAACAACCGGGAGCAUGGGGACGAGGUAGCAGGAGAAACGGGCGAUACUGCCGGCACCAUCACGGCUGCAGCUUUGCUCAAGGCCCACUCGCUGGACGUGAACUUCGAGGUUGGGGACGAGUAUGAAGUCAUAGAGACCAUCGGUACCGGGGCUUAUGGAGUUGUGUCCUCUGCUCAGAGACGGGAUAACGGUCAAAAGGUUGCAAUUAAGAAGAUUCCCAAUGCCUUUGAGGUUCUGACAAACGCCAAGCGCACGUUGAGAGAACUGAAAAUCCUCAAACACUUCAAGCAUGACAACAUUAUCGCAAUCAAAGACAUCCUGCAGCCAAGCCUCCCUCACUCAGCAUUCCACUCCGUGUACGUGGUCCUGGACCUGAUGGAGAGUGACCUGCAUCAGAUCAUCCACUCCCGCCAGCCACUGACCUCUGAGCACACCCGCUACUUCUUGUACCAGCUGCUCCGAGGCCUGAAGUACGUGCACUCAGCCAACGUCAUCCACCGCGACCUCAAGCCCUCCAACCUGCUGGUCAAUGAGAACUGCGAGCUGAAGAUCGGCGACUUCGGCAUGGCGCGCGGCCUCAGCUCUCACCCGGAGGAGUCCCACCCGUACAUGACGGAGUACGUGGCCACGCGUUGGUACCGUGCCCCGGAGCUCAUGCUCUCCCUGCACCACUACAGCCUGGCCAUCGACCUCUGGUCCGUGGGCUGUAUCUUUGCAGAGAUGCUGGGCCGCAAGCAGCUGUUCCCCGGGAGGCACUACAUCCACCAGCUGCAGCUCAUCAUGUCCGUGCUGGGAUCCCCGCCGGACAGCGUGACAGAGGCCAUCGGCUCGGACCGGGUGCGGGCCUUCAUCCGGAACCUUCCGCCCCGCGCCCCUGUGUCCCUGGCCAAGCUGUACCCCCAGGUGGAGGCGGAGGCCCUCAGCCUCCUGGAGGCCAUGCUGUGCUUCGAGCCCCGGGGGAGGAUAGGCGUGGCUCAGGCUCUGCAGCACCCGUACCUGGCCAAGUACCACGACCCGGACGACGAGCCCGUCUGUGUGCCCGCGUUCGACUUUGAGUUUGACGAGCAGCCCAUGAACAAAGAUCAGAUCAAGGACGCCAUCCUGGGGGAGAUCCAGGACUUCCACCACAGGAAGCAGGGCAGCCAACAGAGGCUGCAGUUCAGGCCCCUGACCAGGGGGGAUGGGGGCGGGGGGGGAGGGGCGCGGGGUGCGGACCAGAGGAACUCUCAGGACUCCGUGGUGGCCAGCUGCUCCCUGGCGACCCUGUCCCAGCCUCUGCAGACCGCUAUCCCAUCACAGCGGCACGCGGCUCUCGUAGAAAGCGCUCAACAGCAGACGCAGAGCAACAGCGAGAUCCACAAACGACCUGAAGGAAGCCAGGCUUUUGCCGACUUCAACGAACAAGGCAUCCCACUUGUGGAAGUGACUCCACCCCCCUUGACCCACGCGUUGCCCUGCUUGAAGAAAACGGAGAGCUGCCAGGAUGUGGACAUGCCCAGUGCCAGCUCGGACAGCGGCCAGCCGGAAACCAUCGACCUGACCACACCUGUGUCCAGCCGGGAGACGUCUCCCUCCACCUCCAUGAGGGAGUCCAAGGGGGAGGACAAACGUCUGGGUGAGGCCUCGCGGAGCCAGCCCAUGUGUCAGACGCUCUCCACCUCAACACACACCAUGGCUCCCUUCCUCUCCCCCGUGCCCUCCCUGGCCAUGUCUCAGGCCCAGGCCCAGGCCCUGUCCCAGACCCUCUCCCAGUCUCUCUCCCCCGUGCCCUCCCUGGCCAUGUCUCAGGCCCAGGCCCUGUCCCAGACCCUCUCCCAGACCCUCUCCCAGUCUCUCUCCCCCGUGCCCUCCCUGGCCAUGUCUCAGGCCCAGGCCCAGGCCCUGUCCCAGACCCUCUCCCAGACCCUCUCCAGGGGGGCCAGGGCCCCCACGGGGGCCGGAGAGGGAACCAGGAAAGAGGGAACCAUAUCAGCUGACACAAAAGCAGCCCUCAAAGCUGCUUUGCUCAAGUCUGCUCUGAGAAACAAAGCCAGAGAUGGUGGCUGUACGGCGUUAGGCUUGGAGAUGGGUGCAGGCCUCUCCUCCUCCCUCUCCUCCUCCUCCCUCUCCUCCUCCUCCCUCUCUGAGCGGCGGCCAGUCACAGCCCAGGGACGUCAGAGAGAGAGGGAGGCGAAGAGGCGGAGGCGGCAGGAGAGAGCGAGGGAGCGAGAGAGAAAGAUCCAGGAGAAGGAGAGGAAGGAGGGGAAGCACGGGGACUGUCUAGGCGGGGUCAUCUUGAGUGACAACGACAAGAGCCUAUUGGAACGCUGGAAAAAAAUGAUGGACGCUCGCAACGACAAAUUGCAAGCCUCGGAUGCUGACAGAGCGAAAGCGAAAGACUGCGGAAUGAACUGCCACUCAAGAGCUGAGUUGGACAGCUGCCUCAGAGCAGCGGGAGGGUCGAACCCUCUACAGAAGGACAAGGAUUCGAGGAGUUUCCCGCCUCAGAAACCAGUGGAGGACCAUCUUCCAGGGAUCUUUCUUCCUUCCAGCACCCAGUUACUUCACUCUGUCACCCAGACAAAGUGCUUGGAGAUUGGCAUGGUGGCUGUGAAUGGAGGUGUGGAUGGAACGGGGGCCACGGUUGGCCUGGUGAACAGCCACCUCCAACCCCAGGGAGAGAGCGGAGGCCUGGGUGGCUGCAGCUCUCUGGGUGGCUGCAGCUCUCUGGGGGUUUGGCCCGGCCAGCAGGUCAGGUCCAGUUCAUCCCAGCAACAACUUCCUUUAACCAGGCCAUCCCAGGAGCCCCAGACUUGUUUGCCCCAGCCCCUGCCCCAGCCCCUACCUCAGCCCCUGUCUCAACCUCACCAUCCACCCCAACCUCAACUUCUGUCACUGGAAACCUUUUUGAGCAAAGCCCCAUCCCUGUUACAUGUCAAUGGCAACACCCACCCAGCAGCUGCUGUCGCUGGGCCCCUGGGGAAGCUGGGCUCCUCUGUGGGAGAGCCGCCCGGAGCCCGACAGCAGAACCAGGCCUGUGGGGGUUCAGGGGCCUCGUCUCAGCCCCAGCCCAGCCAGGUCUUCACCGACACUGGGCAGCCCGGGCCCGCGGGGGCCCCUGACAUCCACACAGUCACCCUGCAGCUGUCCAAGUCACAGGUGGAGGACGUGUUGCCUCCAGUGUUCUCGACCACUCCCAAGGGCAGCGGGGCAGGCUAUGGAGUGGGCUUCGACCUGGACGACCUCCUCAACCAGUCUCUCACCGACCUCCAGCACACUGACCUCAGAGACUGUUACAGUGACUCCGCCCCACUCUCCGCCUCACUGCUGUCUGAUUGGCUGGAAGUCCACCGCAUGACCCCGGCAGACUUGGAAUCUCUUCAACAGGAGCUGCAGCUGGGAUCUCCCAUGAUCCUCUCUGAUACCAUACCUCCUGACACCUGACUCCCAAACCCCCCCUCACACGGGACUUGUUACCAAGGAUUGAAAAGGAGCUCCCAUAGAAGAAAUGACAUUAAAUAUGACGCACGUUUGUUAGCUGUAGUCAUGAAGACUACAGCGCAUGUUGCAUGUGCCAUGGUUUUCUAGCUUUCUAUUUAAUAAAAUGAAUUGUGUAA
This is a messenger RNA of Hypomesus transpacificus, 3822 nucleotides long. RefSeq names its product mitogen-activated protein kinase 7 (gene mapk7). The coding region runs from base 128 to 3649 and encodes 1173 amino acids. Gene Ontology annotation, molecular function: MAP kinase activity; ATP binding. Gene Ontology annotation, cellular component: cytoplasm; nucleus. The transcript has 7 exons. The record is from RefSeq and is a predicted model, not a curated record. Gene Ontology annotation, biological process: cell surface receptor signaling pathway; protein phosphorylation; intracellular signal transduction. Lineage: Eukaryota; Metazoa; Chordata; Actinopteri; Osmeriformes; Osmeridae.